This is a messenger RNA of Camelina sativa (false flax), 1076 nucleotides long. RefSeq lists its product as uncharacterized. The record is from RefSeq and is a predicted model, not a curated record. Lineage: Eukaryota; Viridiplantae; Streptophyta; Magnoliopsida; Brassicales; Brassicaceae.
AUCUGUGCGUUGACCCCCAAAUUUAAAUUGAAUUGAAAAGGGGAAUUAGGGUUUACUCAAAUAAUCGGGGAUGGCUUCCACCAAAUCAAGCGACACCGAGAGAAAGGAUGGAUCUUGCGAGACUCAACCGACGGAGGCCAUGGAAAUUCCCACCGGAGAUGACUCUUCUUUGUUGGGGAAGCGCAAGGUCGAAACAACGAACCUGGAGGAGGAUCCCGGUGAAAACGAAGGCGACAUAGAAGAAGGUGUAGAGGACGAGGAAGAAGAGGAGGAGAAGGAGGAUAGGGAUUCGGAAUGGGAUAAGGAUAGCUAUUUGGAAUGGGACAAGGAUAGCUUCGAUGGACGGGAGUAUCAUUCCUCUGAGAAUAGUGAGGAGUAUACGGACAAGGAAUUCGAGAAGAAAGCCCAUUUUUACAGUCGCACGGUCAUCGAAACCAAGGGUUUUUUUGAGCCAAGUGACAAAUUCCCACCUUGCCGCUGGGGUGGGAUUUCUGCAGUCCCGGGUCUUGAUACCAAAAUGCGUGAAGGUAACACAGUUCGUGAGUUCUUAGCAGACAUGGUAUCUCUCUGUGUUGAAAAAUAUAACAAACGAAAGGGAUUUAAUGUGAUUCUCGAGCUUGUUUUGAGGGCUAAUUACAACCCAGGGGGCUGCACAAAGUACUACAUCACUUUUGCUGCUAGAGAGUCUGACUCUCCUGAUGCACCUCUAGUCGAGUAUCAAGCUAAAGUGGCUUGGUCUGCUGGCAUUACUUAUCCCAUCCUUUGCAGACCCACUUCUCCACCAAAAUUCGUUGAAAGAGAUCAAGUGAAAGAGGUAGCGGACGAGGUGAUGGAAGAAAGCAGUUGAAGAAUUUCAUAAGGCUGCUUUCUUUAACGACUCUACUAAGUAGGAUUGUGUAUAUUACCCGGAUCUUUCUGUGAAUGUGGUUUAAGUUUAUCUCGUUGAUUGUGAUUCGUACUCCAUUUCUUAUCUUCUGCUAUCAAGGUUAUAUGAUACAUACACUAGUAUGAAAUCCUCAAGAUAUAGUGUAUUUUAGAUUUGAGUUGACCUUGGAAGUAGAAUUUGACGACAUUUU